Monomorium pharaonis (pharaoh ant) is the source of this 1646-nucleotide messenger RNA. RefSeq names its product lipid storage droplets surface-binding protein 1 (gene Lsd-1). The coding region runs from base 16 to 1311 and encodes 431 amino acids. The transcript is spliced from 7 exons. Gene Ontology annotation, biological process: positive regulation of triglyceride storage; lipid storage. Gene Ontology annotation, cellular component: lipid droplet; cytosol. The record is from RefSeq and is a predicted model, not a curated record. Lineage: Eukaryota; Metazoa; Arthropoda; Insecta; Hymenoptera; Formicidae.
UUCCCGUACAGAGAGAUGGCAGAGAAGCUAGGAAAAGAUUUUUAUUUGUGCGUCAUUAAGUCCGCCGCGUCCGUAUAUAAUCGAUGUGUCAUAGGUCAAACCGAUGAGAUACUCAUUUACAGUCUCCAUCGUGCAGUCAACGGCGCGUUCUUCGGUCGAAACGCCGAGUUUUCAGCCGUCUCAUCCGGCCGCCGGAUUCGGACGCGAUUGGCCCGGUUGACACAAUAUUCACAGAGAAUCCGCGGACAGCAUUCCGCCGUUUUAGCUCGCCUUUGCUCUCAGCGCUCAAAUUCCUUAAUGAAUUGGAGUUUGGAUACGGCGGAGCAGUCAUUAGCGAUUGCAACAGCGACAGCAAGACCAGCGAUUUUUGCAUUUAAUGGACCAAUUACGACAAUCGAUCAGCUUCUGUGCAAAGGUAUCGACAUUGUUGAGCAGAGAGUGCCAGCAGUACAUCUUCCCCCUCAUCUCAUAUAUUUAAAUACGCGAGACUAUGUAAAUAAGAAAAUUGUGAAGCCGGUUCUAAUGCGUGCCGGAAGUGUCAAGCUAAUCGGUAAUCAAGCUGCUAACGCUGCCGUUGAUAGAUUGGAUGGUGCACUAACUGUUGCAGACAAAUACAUGGAUCGUUAUUUGCCAGCGGAUCCAGCUGAUAAAGAAGAGAUUAACCCCACUGAAAACAUCAGCAAAACGUCACGAACGAUCAAACACGGCGCAAGAUUCUCGCGAAAACUACAAAAAAGAUUGACGCGACGCACAUUAGCCGAAGCGCGCGCACUCAAAGAGCAAGGAACGGAAUGCAUUCAUAUCCUUCUGUACGUCGUGGAAUUGAUAGCCACGGACCCAAAAUUAGCGAUGCAAAAAGCAAAGGAGCUAUGGGGCACAUUGAGUCUACCCGAGCCUGAAAAUCAGGCGCGUCCGGAAACGCUUGAACAGCUUCUCGUGCUUUUGACACGCGAAUCCGCACGGCGCAUAGUGCAUCUGGUGAAUGGCACGGCGGCAUUGGCCGCAAGAACUCCGCGACGCUUAGGUCAUCUACUUGUCCAGCUUUCUCAUCAACUACUUGCUGUCGCGGACGCCACAUUGCAGAUGACCCCACUUAUAGGUAAGAGCUCUGCAUCAAAAGAACAAGUGUCUGUCAUACGUUUUGGUAUUGAAAGGUUGAGUUCGACUGCGAAUUUAUUACUGGAAAAAUUCGCUGCAUUCUUAGCUGGUCGCCCAGGUCCUCAAAAGAUACCACGCAUGCGAAACCGCGAACAGAACCACAAUAACCACAUGUCGGUGACUUCCAAUCCUCCAAUAAACGGUAUCGAGUAACGAGCAAGUCUCGCCUGAAAACUGCUACGUGCGGGUUUCUUUCCCCUUUUGGUAUGGUUUUCAAUUACAAGGUCAAAGACACGAGGAUAGAAAUCGCACCAAGUCGCUGCUCAUUAGAAUAACAUUUCAUCGACCGCGUUUACAUCAUUAUUUUUUAUGAUCUUGUAUUCGUGAUACAAUACGUAAUACAAUAAUAGAAUAUAUUUUAUCAUUAGCACAGUAUACCCGUGCUAUACUCAUUUUGUGCUUCUUACAUUAAUCAAAACUAUUCCUCCUACGAUAAUUAAAUGUAAGUGAAGAAAUAAAGGGCCAUCUUAAUUGCGAUAUAACGCAAA